GUCAUUAACUAGAAGGCCCAGGAUCCACAAAUUGAACGUCUCGCCCAUGACCAUAGUAGCGAUCAGGAGGUGAUCAGAAGACGACGACGAGGUGACGACAAUGACGCCUCCGACGCUGGAAGCGCUGCGUCUGUCGAUGCUGUCGACGCUCGACUCGAUCAAUCGCUUCCAGCUCGACCACGCCCAGUGGCAUGCCCUCGCAUACGCCAAGCCCAUCAUUGGUCUCGCCUGGCAGGACCACCUCGACUCCUCGCAGCUCGGCCAGAAUUACGGUGGGGGGAGCGGAACUUUUGUCGAGGGAAGGACUGGGUUCGACCACAGUAUCAAGGGCCUCAAGGCCGUGCGCAACCAGGUCCAGCAGGAGCUGUCCUACAUUGAGCGGCACAUCACAAAGGUCGGCGACGCCUCGCAGCAAUUCGGCAGCUCCAACGCCUUCUAUCUCGCCACGAGCUGGCAACAGGUCCUCUUCUCCUACCUCUCGCAGUCGCCCGUCGUCCAGAUCGACUCGGCCUUUCCCACCGGCGGCCCUGGCGGAGAGGCUGCCAAGGUUGACAUUGUCUGUCUGGGAGGCAAUCGAUGGGUCCGCGUCCUCACCAUCAAGCCAUUCUCGCUCUUGGCCGAGUUUCGGUAUGCCGAGAGCUAUGUCACCGUGGACGAGGAUGACGAGGAGGAAGAAGAGGCCGGCAGCGGCGCCGACGAAGAGGCUAGAGAAGAGGAGCUGGCAGGAGAGAGGAAAAGGACAAGCUAUAGAGAGAUGCAGGCCGCCCUCGAGAAGGGCCAGGUCGACUCGGUGGCUGCCGACUGCUCCGUCAUGCGCAUCAUCAAGGAGCUCCUCACCGCCGCUGAGAGAGCCACCGCAGCACCAGCAGCUGCGGGACCGAGCCGAAACACGCCGAUUCUUGAGAUCGUGCUGACCCGUCUGGAUCUUUCCUCGGUCGACGCAUCGAUGGACGAGAAGUUUCACGAUGAGGCAGAGGCGAAGCGGUACGAGACGAGGCUUGCGGCGAUGCGGACCUACAUGGCGGACAAAGGCAUCGUCAUCUCGGGCCCAUCGGACCGGCGCCUGAGGCCAUGCGAGCUGCUGCCUUCGUCGCUGGCCUCGGGUGAAAUUAAGCUGGAGGAGCAGAGCGACGAGCAGGCCAUCCUGAAGCGCAUGUCGUUGCCCUCGCUUCCCCUCGCGCCGCGGAUGCCGUCUAUGGUCGCCACGACGGUGCUCAACUUGGACCUCUCUUGUCUCGUCGCGCUCGUCUCUACCAUCUCGCAUAUGCGCCUUCCCAGCCGCAUCGAAGACUGCGAGAAGUACUUUUGGCCAGAUGCACCAGGCGCAGGAGCAGAUGAAGAGGAAGCGUUGACGUCAAAGAAGCAGCCCCGGGCAAGGACGCUGACGGAGCAGCUCCAGCGAGAAAUGAGCGGCGAUGGCCUCUUUGACUCCCUCACGGCAUUCACAACGACUGAUCGGCCGCUGGAGCUGCGCUGCACAGCCGAGGCCCGCGACAAGCUCGGGGAGAUUAUCAAUCUCGUCGGUGGGCCUGCCGAGCAGCUGCGAGCAAGAUCUCUCUUUGGUGAUCAUGGUGAAGAUCCCCAGUCCUUUUGGACAGGCUCUCGGUGGGCAGAUGAAAGCUUCCAAAGUGUACGGGAGAAGAUUAAGCUACCCGUCAAGGUGCUCGACACGCACGAAACACUAACCACCGAGGCCCUGGCACAGUCACGCACAUGGGCAGACGAAUUUGAGCAAAAAGCCAAGAGAAUCGUCGUAAAGACGCUUGAAGACAUCAGCACAAAAGCCGGAGGAGGCGCAGUCGACGCGUGCUCGGGGGAGGCUCUGAGACAGACGAGCCACACGCUUCGGUCGCUACUGGUCGGCCUGGAGAUGAAUAUCACAACGCUGACAACGAACAUGUUCAGCGUGAAGUGGCUCGUCAAGGAGGUGAUGCGCGUGUACCCGUGCGAAGAAAGCGAUGGGCACGAACUUGAUGGAGGUCAGGAGCUCGAGACUAUGGGACGAAGGAUGCUUGGUCAGGUCCGGGCCAGCUUAUGGGUCUUGUAUCCGAGAUCACUGUCAGAGCGCAUGGUUGCGCCGCCGGAAGGCAGGAGAGACAUGAAUAUGCUUCAGGUCCGCGUUGCUGGCACCGAUGGUGCCGACAGCCAGGCGGAAAAGCAGGCUGUGGCAGAAGACAUCGAAUUGACGCCAGCAACACCAGCAACAUUGCUUGGGGAUUACGUCGAUGGCGGAACCCAAAAGGCGGAGGGAGGUAGCUACAUCACCUCGCCCAGAACACCAGGGGAACAAGCUCCUCUUCAAGAAGCCAAUGAGGCCGAGAGCAAGGCAAAGCGCCAAAUUUUUCCGGUUCGGUUAGGGUCGCUCGUCAACAAUCUUAAUCACUUGCCCUCGUCAUUAUCCUCCUCCCAAUCGCAAAUUGCUCGACAGCCGGGCGCCUCACCCGCUUCUCGGGCGGGUCUACCGUGGAGAAUGCUCAAGUCGCUCAUCCGCGGACCGAAGAAACGCGCACGGUUGACCAUUCAGCACUACAAGUGGUGGCCCUUGGGCCCCGUGGAAGCUUUCUGGUUAAAAUCAACGGACAGGGUCGCGUGGAAGGACCCGGAAGAGCGUACACGCGGAGAAGGAAUGCCUCUGACGUACGUCGUCGAUGAUCUGGAAUCACCACGGACAAGUGUCCCUGGCUCUACGAUGAAUGCGCAGCCUACUGGUUCUGACAAGGAGGAGCAAGAGAACGACGAGGAGGUCGAUAGCUGGUGGAGAGGUGUCAAGGCCGACGUUCGACUCAAUUGGCUCCACUGGCUGCUCCUUUGUGCGGUCUACAUUGGCUGGAUUCUCGGAUUCUCGUUCCUCGUUCAACAGCUAUGGUAUCAAGCCGAAGUGUUGGACACCGAUGGCAUCACUCCUCGCUCCGCGCCUCAAUUCUUCGGUUGCACCACGACAUAUUGGCUGCAAAAUUCAAAUUGCGGGCUUGAGGGAGAGAAUUGCCAACCUUUCUCAUCAAACGAUAGCAUACAAUUUCGAUGCCCAGCCAAUUGCCAGACGACGACGCUGGGAGGAUUGAGGGCCGUAGGCGAUCAAUUGCCAUCGUAUGUGCCUCUCGUUGUUGGUGGAACCAACGUCACCGAUGGCGGGCCGAAGCUGUAUCGCGGCGACUCGUUCGUGUGUGCAGCGGCUAUCCAUGCUGGUGUCCUCGAAGCUGGCAAGGGGGGCUGCGGUUCGCUCUGGCUUGCGGGCGCAUCGGCCGAUCUCGGCUCGACCUACCAGCACGGCAUCAAUUCGACAUCGUACGCAUCAAGCUUUCCGGUCAAUUUCUUCUUUGAUGACGGUUUUCAAUCGAGAGAUUGCACCGAUCAGAGAUCGAAGGGCUACAUUCUCAACGUGAUUCUGCUGGCCUUUGUCGGCUUCGUCCUCCGUCCAAAGCCCAUCGUCUAUUUCUACACGCUCGUCUGCCUCGGCUUCUGGCAUAUCAACUUCAUCUCGGAGCCCAGAACGUAUCCGAUGACGAUUAGCGGUCCCUUCGGCGAUUUCUUGCCGACGCUGUUCGUCGCCUACGCCGUCUGGAGGCUGACCUUCCGCUUCAUUUGGCCAGCAUUCCGUAAAUUGCCCCUCGAGAGGGAGGUCUUCACUCAAGGCCUCUUCUGGAUCGGUACACUCCUUGGUAUCGUUUUCCAAAACGUGCCUCUGAGCCGCCUCGUUGCGAGCGACAUUGCGAAUGAGCCCGGUGCUCUGACAAGCAUCAUCGUCAUCGUCGUCGUCGCAAUCGUCUUGGCAAUAAAUCAGGUUCGCGUCAUUCGCAAAGUCGGUGCGCUGCCAAAGUAUCUGACGCUCCUCGUCGUUGGUGGAAUCAUCGUCGGUCUCCUUGCGGCGGUCCCGUCGACGGGUCUACGGCUACACCACUACAUCAUUGCGCUCGUCAUUCUGCCUUUUUGCGCCUUCGAGACAAGGCUGUCGCUCAUCUAUGCCGCCUUUUGUCUGGGCAUGUUCCUCAACGGUGUUGGGCGAUGGGGCUUCGAUGGUUUGAUCCAGGACACGAGCGAUAUCAUCGGAUCAGGCCAGACAGGAAGCGCACUGCCCGCAUUCUUGGGAUCAAGUAAUUUCACCGGACUCUUGCCAUUCAGCAGCAACGCGUCGUCAGCAGCUACAAACGGACUCAUCCAAUGGCACCCCGUCAAUGACUCCGAUGCAGGGUCGUACGACUCAUUCCAGCUUCUCGUCGAUGACGUACUCAUGUACCAGGGGCCUGCCACGCAAUUCAAUCUCUCGCGCCUCGUCGACUUCUACCAGCCGACAUCCACGCAAGCGCAAGGAGACUCGACCUCGACGACAACAUCGUCGAUGAACUUUACCUACUACCCUGCCCCGAACGCGCAGUUAAUCCUCAACGAUACAUUGGCUACCCAGCCCCACUACAUCAGACUCGCUUACAUGGACAGUCAAUCGGGAUCGGUUGGUGAUUUCACUAGAGCAGCAACCGCCUACUUCAACGGGACAUUUAAACAGCCGCAAUACGGCGCAACUUGAGCAGUGUCUUUCUCUAGCAUCUCUUUCGACUUCUUUUCUCUCUCUCUCUUCGAUAGCACACCUUGUAUCCUUUUCUUCGGUUAUUCCUGCAUCUUUCAUGCUUUCGGUCACGCUCACAUUCGUUCGC
Molecule: messenger RNA, 4649 nt
Organism: Acaromyces ingoldii
Lineage: Eukaryota; Fungi; Basidiomycota; Exobasidiomycetes; Exobasidiales; Cryptobasidiaceae
Exons: 2
Coding region: 101-4522 (1473 amino acids)
Source: RefSeq, a predicted model, not a curated record